Messenger RNA from Phanerochaete carnosa HHB-10118-sp, 573 nucleotides. RefSeq lists its product as uncharacterized. The transcript is spliced from 7 exons. The record is from RefSeq and is a predicted model, not a curated record. The coding region runs from base 1 to 573 and encodes 190 amino acids. Lineage: Eukaryota; Fungi; Basidiomycota; Agaricomycetes; Polyporales; Phanerochaetaceae.
AUGAGAUACCUCUUCUCUGUCAUUGUUCUCACCCUUGGUGCAGUUCCCAUUGUCACGAACAUUUUUGCCUGGACACACGAGAUUAUAAUAGUUGUGGAUCAAAGCGCGGUCUUUAUCGGUCCAGUUUGCGCCAGCGUGUUCAACUUUUCUGCAGGGCUCAACACAGCGUGUACGUCUUUCUCCUCAAGUGCCCUUCUGGUCAUAAACAUCCUGCAGCUCCUGACAUUUUCGAACAAUUUUGCUGCUUUUGACGACCAUGCAGACGUUCUUCUCCAGUCAAUGCCUCUUGUGAUGACGCAACGCUUCAUCCUUAACCUCCGCCAGCUUAAUCACACCUCAAGAAGCAGCAACUCGGAUGCACUGCACUUCUCCCGCUUCUCUGUCAAUUUCAGAAUUCCCUCUGAUUUUCUCGGAAACAUUGGAGAGCCCUUAGAGCAUGGGCAGUUGGAGGUGAUGCUAGAAGGUGGCGAUGGUGCAGAGGAGGAAUUGGAGGACGGACCGGACAAUAAUCCGCUGCAGCAGACGUCACAGCUCGCCGCUGAAUUAACAGAAGCAUCAAUAAACAGCGCAUAG